Sardina pilchardus (European sardine) is the source of this 2305-nucleotide messenger RNA. RefSeq names its product rootletin-like. The coding region runs from base 131 to 2305 and encodes 724 amino acids. Lineage: Eukaryota; Metazoa; Chordata; Actinopteri; Clupeiformes; Clupeidae. The record is from RefSeq and is a predicted model, not a curated record. The transcript has 16 exons.
CUGCUAGCUGGGCCAACGUUACCAGCCCAUAUUCAGAAAUAUCCAACUUGGAAGAGAAACAUCAUAGCGCCCUGAUGGUACAGUAGCCUACCACUUCCUGUCUGGUCAAAGAUGCUCUGAAACAGGCAGCAUGGACACAAGCCUGCUGAUUGGCUGGCAGGAUGAGAGGGCGGAGCUAAGGGCUGAGCUCUCACGGCUGGAGGAGGAGCUUGCAGAUAGCCGUGCUGAUAGGUUGGAGCUGGAGUCGCGCGCUCAGGCCCUCACGGAACGGCUGACCCAGUCUCUGGACCCGCACCUCUCCUCGUCUCUGCUUGGGGACUCUGAGCAUCGGGAGUGGAGGAGGAAGCUGAGGGAGGGCAAAGAGAGGGAGACCCGACAGGCCCUGCUCAUCCACAAACUCCAGAACAAGGUCCUGGAGUAUCGCUCACGCUGCCAACGCUUGGAACAGCAAGUAGACGAUGAGGGGAAGGAGAUGAGGCUAAGAGAGAAGAGGAUCCGUGAUGAGCACAGCGACUCCCUGGAGAGCGCCCUCAUCAGGCUGGAGGAGGAACAGCAGAGGAGUGUGGGACUAGUAGAACUCAAUACCCUUCUCCGCAAUGAGCUCAGCCAAUCAGCAGAGGCCAAUGAAUCUCUCAGGGAGGACCUGCGCAAGCUGACAGGCGAUUGGUCCAGGGCAGUGGAGGAGGCUGGGCUGCGGGAGUCUGAUUGGCUUCAACAGAAAGAGCUUCUAACAGGGCAUAUAAGUCAUGAACACACUCGACUGAUGACGCUGUGGGGACGAGUGGUGACCCUCCGACGGCAGUGCAACACCGUUAAGACUGCUACUGACAAGGACUUGUGGGAGCUCAGGGCGGAGUUCUCGCGUCUCUCCUCCUCUCUGCUGAUCUCCUGCGCCUCCGUUCGACCUCUGAUGACCUCUACGCUGACCCCUGACCUCCAGGCUCCGCGCUCCUCCUCCGCGCCGCCCCUCUCCUCAGACGGGCCCCUCUCUCUGGGGGAACUGGGGAUGGAACGGAGGGAGAGAGAGACGGAGAGAGUGAGGGAGAGAGAGAUGGAGGAGAUGAGGGAACAGCACGAGGCGGAGAAGCACCAACUCAGGAACAGGAUUGCGGAGCUGAGUCUCUCUGUGAAGGAGAGGGAUGCAGAAAUGGAGAGACUGGAGGAGGAGAAGAGGAAGCGACAGAGCCAGGAGAAGGAGAAAGAGGAGGAGAGCGAGAGAGAGUGGGAGAGGAACCAAGAGAUGGAGAGAAACCUGGAGUCUGUCCAGGAGGCCCUCAGCAAGCUGUCUCGUGUCCUGACCUCACGCAGCGGAGCUGGAGAUGCCCCUCUCCUCGCAGUCAACGGGGGCGGGGCCAAAGGGCUGCCUACCCUGCUGUCAAUCAUAGCUCAGGCUGAGAGCUCCCUCCAGUGGAAACACCAGGAACUGCAGGACGCGGAGGUGAGUGUGAGGAGACUGACUCAGGAGAGAGAAGUGUUGGAGAAGCGCGUCACACAGCUGCAGAUGGAUGCAGACGAACAUCACUCACACACACUGCAGUCGGCCCAGGAGCUGCGACACACACACGACCUACUGCAGAGUGAGAAGGAGAUGGUUGCUUCUCUGCGCGCUCAGGUAGAAGAGGGCGAGAGACACCUGGUGGAACUGCGCAGAGAGAACGAGACCCUCCGGCGCCAGAGAGAGAGAGAGGAGGAGGAGAGGAGAGACAUGGAGAGAGAGCGACAGAAACGUUUGGAGACGGAGGCUGAGGAGAGUGCGCGUGUGUGUGAGCGGGAGUCUCGGAGCCGCAUGGAGCUGCACGGCCUGCAGGGGGAGCUAGAGCGAGAGCAGCUGGAGAGAGCGCGCUCAGAGAGAGAGGCAGCUGAACACAGGGAAGCACUGAGCAAGGCGCGUGAGAGUGUGCGCUCUCUGUCCUCGUGUGAGACGCUGCUGAAGAGAGAGCUGGCGGAGGCCCGUGAUGCCCUGGACAAGAUGGCCGCCCUCAACCAGGCCCUGGCCACUGACAAGAGGGAGCUCAGCGCACGCACACUACAGUUGGAGACUGAGAUCGCUGAGGCUCAUGUGCAGCUGCAGGGCCUGGGGUCAGAGGUCACGACUCUACGCAGAGAGCUGAAGACCAUGAGCCAGGAGACCACGCAGCUGAGUGCGUUCCGCGACUCUGAGCUGGACUCGCUGCAGCUGCUGCGUGAGCGUGAGCAGGAGCUGGAGAGGGAGAUGGAGCUGCUGCGGGAGGAGAGGGACACAGAGAUCAGCACCCUGACCCAGGAGAACCACAACCACACACACCGCAUCCAGGAGGUACUGUAG